AUGUCUUCAGCGCACUCCUAUGCCAAGGCGUCAUUUGCGCAACGCCAGCCAUACCGGCUUGAGAACGACUCGGGGCCGGAUGAGCAAAACAGUAAGGAAAGCUGGGAGGAAGAUUCGUCGGACGCUGACUCGCUCGACUCAGUGGAGGACGAGAAUGGCGACUCGCCGCAGGAUGCCAAUGUCUUCCGAGGCGUAAACAAACCAAAAUCUUCCGAUGUUUUCAUCGCUGUCAUGGGCGCUACAGGCUCUGGCAAGAGCUCCUUCAUUUCUCUCUGCUGUGGAAAGGCCUUGAAAGUAGGCCAUGAUCUGAACCCUAGUACAAGCACGAUUGACGUAUAUGCGUACGAAAUCUCGCCCGACCAGACCGUCUACUUGAUUGACACGCCCGGCUUCCAUGACAUGGAGCGCAGCGACACCGAGGUCCUGCGAGAGAUUGUUGACUGGCUGAGAAAGUCGUACAAGGCCAGCAUCCUCCUCCACGGAAUUAUAUAUAUUCAUCGUAUUAUGCAGAUUCGUCUGCAGAGCUCCGCAAGAAAGAACAUCCUCUUAUUCAAAGAGCUCUGCGGUGACGAGGCCCUCAAAAAUGUUAUUCUCGUCACGUCCAUGUGGGACAAGCUAUCACGGUCCCAGGUGUCCGAUGCCAAGGCCCGCGAGAAGCAGCUCGUCGAAACGGACUGGGGGUUCAUGGUGUCCAAGGGCAGCACGGUGCACCGCCACCGCAACACGGCCGACUCGGCGCGGGCAAUCGUCGACCGCCUCGUCAACAGCAAGGGAGGCCGCCCCAUGACGCUUGAUGCCCAGAAGCCGAUGACCGACAUGAAGCAGACGCUGGAGGAGACGGCCGCCGGGCGCGAGCUCGAUGCCGCCGUCGCCAAGGAGCGCAGGAAGUGGGAGCGGGGGAUGCAAGACACGCAGGAGCAGAUGCGCGAGUUUAUGCGCGCGCGAGACGAGGAAACGAAGCAGGUGUUGUGCGAGAUGAAGAAGGAAGACGCCCAACGGCCGACACAUGAGGACAGGAGGGCCCAGGAGAAGGAAUGGCAGCGGGAAUUGCGUGAGAUGCGGGAAACGCAAGAGCAGAUGCGCGAGGCCAUGGGGGCCCAGGAGAAGGAGUCGCAGCAGGCAUUGCGUGAGAUGAGGGAGGAAUACAACCAACGGCUGGCACGCCUGGAGAGGGACAAGGAGCGCAUGCAGGUCGAUAUAGAACUGCUCCGUGGGCAGCUGUCGUGA
Molecule: messenger RNA, 1227 nt
Organism: Colletotrichum higginsianum IMI 349063
Lineage: Eukaryota; Fungi; Ascomycota; Sordariomycetes; Glomerellales; Glomerellaceae
Product: FAD binding domain-containing protein
Exons: 4
Coding region: 1-1227 (408 amino acids)
Molecular function (GO): GTP binding
Source: RefSeq, a predicted model, not a curated record